Messenger RNA from Dipodomys ordii (Ord's kangaroo rat), 2454 nucleotides. It is a transcript of the gene Ccdc175, whose product is annotated as coiled-coil domain containing 175. NCBI's taxonomy places the organism in Eukaryota, Metazoa, Chordata, Mammalia, Rodentia, Heteromyidae. Bases 1 to 2454 code for a protein of 817 amino acids. The transcript is spliced from 21 exons. The record is from RefSeq and is a predicted model, not a curated record.
AUGGACCACGAGGGGGCGCACGAGGACCACGGCAUCCUCGUUGCCCGUAGCAACCGCCAUACUCGGGCCUGGGAGGUUGUGAACAACAGCAGCAAAAUGGCCUGGAAACUCCUGUACUCCUUGGUCCCUGAGUUGGGGAGGAAUGUCGCCAUCUCCGCCAGUCUGUCCGUGGAUCUAAGCACUGUCCCCCCUACUCUGGGCUCCUCUGUGGCGACCACUGCCCUAGAGCAACUCUUUGCCAUAGAACAAUCUCUGAAAAGUGACGAUUUUAAAUGCAAUGAAGAAGCUAGGAUCUUUCUCAAGGACAUUGCUGUAGCUGUUAAACAACUGGAAGAAAUGAGAAAGAACACAAUCGAUCUUUUGGAAAUUGAGAGUAUGGAACUGAGCAGGCUGUACUUCCUGCUGGAGACGGUACCUGCUAUCAUUAACAGGGAAAUGGAAGAGUGUGUCAGAGAUGCUCGCAAAUUAAAUGUUUCUGAAACGAAAGAAAUAGUGAGGAGAAUUGUAAACAUGGAUAAUGAAAUAGCGUUUCUAAAGAAGAGCAUACAGGAGCUGAAUCGUAUGAAUGAAUCUCUACAUGAAAGGCAAGAAGGGCUGGCAAAGGAACAUCAAUAUUUUGUCCAGAACCUCAACGGCACAAUGGAAGAAAAAGCUAUGGUUAAUGUUUUCAUAAACGAGACCUAUCACACAAUCAGUAAAAAGAAAGAAGAAGUAGCGGAGCAAAAACAAUGGAUACAAGACACACACUGUGUAAUGGAAAAACAUGAAUCACAAUAUUUAUUAAAAAAAGAGGAAAUACAGACAAAGAUAAGUGAAAUCAAAACUCAGUGUGAAACUAAGAGGAAGGAGACUUACAUAAGGAAGAAAAUACUCGAUAGAUUAAAAACAAAAAUAAGGGAAAUGAAUCAAACAGUUACUGCUACCUCAGAGGAUGUUAGUGAGCACAAUUUAGAGACAUCACGAUUACAGUCAGCAAUAAAGACCUGGCAAGAGCAGGUUGAAAAUAUGAAGAAAGCUUGUACUGUUAUGGACGGAAAAAUGAAAUUUUUUGCAAAACACAAGGAACAAAUAGACAUAACAACUACUAAUGAAAAAAGUGAAUAUAUGAAAAAGAUAAAAGAGGUGCUAACAGACAUGCAGAAAGCCCAAGUUGAGAACAAAGAUCUACGUGGGAAUAUGUUUAUUGUUUCCAGACAACAUAAGAAUUUCUUAAGUGAUGAGGAAAAAGCUUUUAUGCAAUACAAGAAGCUCUAUGAAGAAAACCAGAAACAAAUAGCAUUUAUUGCUGAGAAAGAAAACUUCUUAUCACAAAGAAAAAUAGACAUCAAAAACAUGGAAGAAGGACUCACUGCACUUGAAGACCUUCACCAAGCAACAAAUGACAUAUAUCGAGAACAAAUAAAAAUCCUAGGGGAUAACCUGGAAAGAGAAAAUCAGAGAUCUGUUAUAAAUCAGUGGAAAAUAGCGUGUGCGAGAAAAAGGCAUCAACGUUGGCUGACUGGUCUCAAGGGUGAGCUAAAAGAUAUUGCACAGCAAAUUGAGGAGGCAGAACUGAAACGAAUUGACUUAUUGGAAGAGACCACACAGAGACAAGAAGAAAUCGAAGAAUUUGUGGCUGAGAUCGAAAGACUUUCAGUAGCAUUAAAAGAGGAGAAGCACAAAUUUGUUCGCAAACAGAAAAGGUUAUUGAAAGAGUUAAACAUGUAUGAGGUAAUUUUUGUAUUGCAUCUAAGUACCACCAUAGUGCGGCCAAUGAUGGAAUACUCGCCUGAGAGUGAGGCCAAUGAGUCUUCGAUGGACACUUUGGCUAGGAUUAAAGUGAGGACCUGCACUGGUACAUCCUUGUGUAUUAUCUCCAAACUGAUGGACAUGGAAUCCAUGCUGGCCUUCAGUCAAUCCUCACAACAGCAGGAGGCUGCUUUAUUGAAGAACAACAUUUAUCAGUUUACAAAGGACAUUGCAAGAUACUUUAAAAACAUGGAGAAAGUGAAAACAGACUUAAAAGGCACACGAGAAGAAGAAAGCAGGAAAAUCAAAAGUCAUUAUGAAUGUCUAAGGAAGUUAGAAAUUGAAAUCCAGACCAACGAUGAUAAAGUAAACAUUUUGACUACCGAAAAUGAAAAAAUUAGAAAACAUAUGGCCUACUUGCGGAAUGAAGCAGAUAACUACAAGAAAGGAAGAGAAUUCCUUGGGCAAAGUUCCAAUGACCUGUCUUGGCAGCUGUUAGCUCAGCAAGCAAGAUACACAGAUUUGUGGGCAGAAUUUCAGGCCACAGUUAAGGACUCAGGGCGUAAUGGUGAAGAGAUCUUGCAAGAACUAGCAACUCUAAUAAAGAAACUGAAGGAGAGGGAUGAAAGCAUCGAAAACAUGAGUAGGUGGCUCGAAGGGAAUAUUAAAAAGCUACGUCUCAUCAUGAAGGAGGAAUUACCAGAGGACCGUCGAACCAUAAUAUGA